This is a messenger RNA of Mastomys coucha (southern multimammate mouse), 4922 nucleotides long. It is a transcript of the gene Git2, whose product is annotated as GIT ArfGAP 2. Gene Ontology annotation, biological process: brain development; regulation of ARF protein signal transduction. The transcript has 21 exons. Gene Ontology annotation, molecular function: GTPase activator activity; protein binding. The coding region runs from base 135 to 2420 and encodes 761 amino acids. Lineage: Eukaryota; Metazoa; Chordata; Mammalia; Rodentia; Muridae. The record is from RefSeq and is a predicted model, not a curated record.
CGUGCGCAGUGCGCCGGGGCUGCGAGGCGCUGUGAGGGGAGAGGCGCCGCCAGCGCCGCCCGGGGACCCGUUAGAGCGGAAGCGCAGCCGCCGCCUCUGCCGUCGCGGGGUUCCCGGCAGGUGAAGCGGGAACCAUGUCGAAGCGGCUCCGGAGCAGCGACGUGUGCGCCGACUGCAGCGGGCCUGAUCCUUCCUGGGCGUCAGUAAAUAGGGGAACUUUCAUAUGUGAUGAGUGUUGCAGUGUUCAUCGGAGUCUGGGGCGCCAUAUCUCCCAAGUGAGGCAUCUUAAACAUACACCGUGGCCUCCAACCCUGCUCCAGAUGGUUGAGACCUUGUACAACAACGGUGCUAAUUCUAUAUGGGAACAUUCUCUGCUUGACCCUGCUUCUAUUAUGAGUGGGAGACGGAAAGCUAAUCCACAGGAUAAAGUCCACCCCAAUAAAGCAGAAUUCAUCAGAGCCAAGUAUCAGAUGUUAGCGUUUGUCCACCGAUUGCCCUGCCGUGAGGAUGACAGCGUGACAGCCAAAGAUCUCAGUAAGCAACUCCAUUCAAGUGUGAGAACAGGGAAUCUUGAGACCUGUCUGAGACUGUUGUCUUUAGGAGCCCAAGCCAACUUCUUUCAUCCUGAAAAAGGAAGCACUCCACUCCACGUCGCCUCCAAAGCAGGACAGAUCUUACAGGCCGAAUUACUGGCAGUGUACGGAGCUGACCCAGGCACACAAGAUUCUAGUGGGAAGACUCCUGUUGAUUAUGCAAGGCAAGGAGGGCACCAUGAGCUGGCAGAACGCCUCGUAGAAAUACAGUACGAGCUGACGGACAGACUGGCCUUCUACCUCUGUGGCCGGAAACCAGAUCAUAAAAACGGACAGCACUUUAUAAUCCCUCAGAUGGCAGACAGACGGCUCAGCCUGGAUUUGUCAGAGUUGGCAAAAGCUGCGAAGAAGAAACUGCAAUCUCUGAGUAAUCAUUUGUUUGAAGAACUUGCCAUGGAUGUGUACGACGAAGUUGACAGGCGAGAGACAGAUGCAGUCUGGCUUGCCACGCAAAACCACAGCACCUUGGUAACCGAGACGACCAUCGUUCCCUUUCUUCCGGUCAACCCCGAGUACUCCUCAACACGAAACCAGGGCAGACAGAAAUUAGCUCGGUUUAAUGCCCAUGAGUUUGCUACGCUGGUCAUUGACAUCCUCAGUGACGCCAAGAGGAGACAGCAAGGCAGUCCUCUCUCCAGGUCAAAAGACAAUGUGGAACUCAUAUUGAGAACAGUUAGUAACCAGCACAGCAUUGAGAGCCAAGACAAUGACCAGCCAGACUAUGACAGCGUGGCCUCAGAUGAAGACACGGACGUGGAGACCAGAGCAAGCAAGGCAAGCCGGCAGAAGAGCCUAGAUUCAGAUUUGUCAGAUGGACCAGUCACUGUGCAGGAAUUUAUGGAGGUCAAAAGCGCCCUAGUGGCUUCUGAGGCCAAGAGACAGCAGCUAAUGAAGGUGAAUAACAACUUGAGUGACGAGCUGAGAAUUAUGCAGAAAAAGCUUCAAACUCUACAGAGUGAGAACUCAAGCCUCAGGAGACAGGCCACAGCCAGUGCCUGUCAGGUGCAGACUGGCUCUGACCACAAAGACACUGCAAGCCACUCAUCUCUAAAGCGCCGGCCAUCUGCCCGGGGCAGUAGACCCAUGUCCAUGUAUGAGACUGGAUCAGGCCAGAAACCAUACCUCCCAAUGGGAGAAGCCAACCACCCUGAAGAAAGCCGGACAAGACUUCAACCCUUCCCCACUCAUAUUGGGAGGAGUGCACUUGUGACCUCCUCUUCGUCUCUGCCUUCCUUCCCCUCCACACUUUCCUGGUCCAGGGACGAAAGCGCCCGAAGGGCCUCCAGGCUGGAGAAGCAGAACAGCACCCCAGAGAGUGAUUAUGACAACACUGCCUAUGACCCUGAGCCAGAUGACACGGUGUCAAACCGGAAGGGACGGCAACGGAGUAUGCUCUGGCAAGGUGAUGGCCCACUGCCAGACACAGCAGAGCCCCAUUUGGUUCCUAGCCCCGCCCUCCCCAGCACAGAAGACGUCAUCCGGAAGACCGAACAGAUCACCAAAAAUAUCCAGGAGCUCCUUAGAGCAGCCCAGGAGAACAAGCAUGACAGCUAUAUUCCCUGCUCAGAGAGGAUACACAUUGCCGUAACGGAGAUGGCAGCCUUGUUCCCCAAAAAACCCAAGUCUGACACAGUGAGGACUUCCCUCCGCUUACUCACGUCCAGUGCCUACCGGCUCCAGUCAGAGUGCAGAAAGGCUCUCCCAGGAGACUCAAGCUUGCCCACGGAUGUGCAGCUGGUCACACAGCAGGUCAUCCAGUGUGCCUAUGACAUCGCCAAGGCCGCCAAACAGCUGGUCACAAUCACCACCAAAGAGAACAGCAGCUGAGCUCGGGCACUGUCCUCCUGUUGUCUGGAAAGGCCGGCCACAGACAUGAACUCUUCAGACUUUUACAAAAUGUUUAAUGAUGCUUUCAAACUUUUUAAAAAAAAACUCAGUAUUAUUUUUGCAUGUUUUUAACAGAUUUUUGACUGUAAUUUAACCCUUGCCUUAUUUGUGCCUGUUUGCAGCUUACUUCUGUCGUGUCAGACUGUCACCAAGUGUUUAGGUCAUGACCCCAUGUGUUUAAAAGUUAUUGUUCAGAGUUUGUUACAACUUUUCCAUCCUUUAAAAUCUCUACCCAUGCCUAAAACUAUAAUUGCUAUUUUUAGUAAAACAUUUUCUUAAGAGAUAAGAAAGUUGGAUUUAAAAAAAAAAAAUCAGCAACAUCUGAUCCUUCCAAGCAUUGUGCAAUCAGUAAGCUUUCCAUCCUGCGGGGUCUCUAGGUAUGCACGGAGGGCAGGGCCUCCCACUUCCUAGAGACAGUGCAUCUCUUGGGAGUGACAAGGAGCUGAUCUAUUUCUAACUUUUGUAUCAUGUUAAGUGUUGUCUUAUUUAAUAUUUUUAUCUUGAUUUUUUUUUAUCUAUAAAGAUUUUACCAUCACGCUGAAGCCUCUAUAAUAUCCAAAAAAGUAGUUACGAAUCUACCCUCUACAUCAGCUUCCAGUUGGCUUCAUUCAGAGCAGGAGCACCACCCAUUGUCGGGGCCUGCUUCUCCCCAAACCAGAGAGUUCACUCAGAACCUAAGGCAGAGAGAACUGUGAGCCAGUCUCGCAGGCCCUGCUGACGUCCUUUGCGUGUCUCUGGAAGGACAUCUUCCCAGGUAAGAUGCAGGGCCUCAGUUUCCCCAUCCCCUCAUAGGUAGUGCCGGAAGUGUUCCCUGUGUGCCCAAAGCUCCCCAAAGGCAGAGGUUGUCACCCGGGCCAUGGCAGUGCCGUUUGCUAUGCUGAAGGCGCUUUGUCUGAAUGCUAGAGCCGGGCCAUUGCAGCUUACUGCGUCUCUAAUGUCUGGGUGGAGUCAGGCCCUGACCUGAGGGAGCAGGCAGUGGCUGUGACACCAGCCAGGUGCGCAGCCAAGGGCAUCUGAGGACCCACCCAGCCUAUGAGGACAGCAGCUUCUCCCACUCAUACCCUCAUGCUGCUAUAGAAAAGUAGACUUCAGCUGCCAGCACUUUGGCUUAUCAAGGCACCAGAAAUUUGGGUUUUAUGACAUUUUUCUAAUUAGAAAUGUGGACAGUCAACCCAGACAUGCCCCCUGAACAGGUGGAAGUAAGCCAUGGCCUCUAGGCUGCCUCUCUCAGCCUCUGCUGGGGUCUGUAACCUGCACAUGAGUGAACCUGUGAGCCAGCCCUGGAAGGCAGCCUUCAGUCUCCCAUAGAACGAGCAAAGUGAGGUGACCUCACUGUGCUGAGCCUGACUCAUAAUCCCCAUUACAGUAUGGCCAAAGUGUCCUGGAAAGAGCAUCACCUCAAAGUAGUUCACAGCUCAGAUGGCCCAAACUGUGGCAGCGGAGAGGAUCAGCACUCCAGAGGCCUGGCCACUCCUCGAUACAUGCAACCCCAAAUGCCACUUCACGGUAACAAGUCCAGGAGGGCUUUUGAAAAGGGGCCUGCUGGUUUGAGCUCAGGCAUUGUCGAGGACUACUGCUCUAUCUGGCAGGCUCCCUGGAGCUGGUUCCAAUCCUGAGCUGGUUCCCACCAUCCCCGGGGAGAACAAGCCUCUGUUAGGGGCGGUUUGGUGUCUUCCCAUUAAAUCUCGAAGACGUGCCACAGAGAACACUGUCCAUGGGAAAUCAAGGAACAUGGGGCCAGUACAGCGUUUCCAGAUGCCCUCAGGAACACCAGAGUUCAGAGUCAGUCCCACGUCCUCCUCAGGCUGAAGGUCCUGAGUAGAGGCUUGAGACAGCAGGAGGGGCCACACACAGUCCCUCCUGAGACCUGUGGUUAGAACACACUGUUCCUGUAGGCAAAUGCAUUUUGUCUCAAUGCUUACCCUGGCCACUUUUUGCAUGUGGGUUCCAUCACCUCACAGGGAGCUCUGCAUCCAACGGGGCGGCUCUGUCCCCAAUCUGGUAUUCUGCCUUCCCACCUGUUUACCCCACUUUCUAAGAUGGGGAAGAUGAAGAUACAAUUGAUGGAGCAGGCCCUGCCCCAAGCUCCAUUCCCAGAAGGCACCAUGGCCUCAGCACCAUGGUUCUUGCUUGCCAAAGUCCAGUGUUGUGUGCACUUGAGACUCUAACUGCACAGGGUUGGGCUCUACCCUGACUGCAAUGACCUCCAUCUCAGAAGCUUGCAGUCCAGUCUCCUUCCUUGUCCUAGUCGGAUAUAACCCAUGCUCUUACAAAGCAAUUUGCCGCAUAGAGAAAAGAAGAUACAUUGCAUACCUGGUGCUAAUCCCUCACUCAUCCUCCUCUGGUGGCUUCCCAGUCAGCAUCCUGAAGUUACUGUCCCCUCCUGCAAAAUCGUUCUGGAGUCUGUGCCCACCAGUUAUGCAAUAAAUCAUCUCAAGUGUG